Molecule: messenger RNA, 1989 nt
Organism: Symbiodinium pilosum
Lineage: Eukaryota; Dinophyceae; Suessiales; Symbiodiniaceae
Source: the annotation of a GenBank genome assembly
AUGCUGCGGAGGUUGGCAGGUGCGGCCUUAUUUGCCGCAGUCGCCGAUUCGCAAGAAGAUCCCAAGAGAGUGCCGCGCGGCGCUGCUGCGGACGUACUUCGUGCAGUUGCUGCGGCAGAAAGGGCCGAGGCAGAGCUCGUGGACUGCCGCAAGUCGCUGCAGGUUUGCCAGAGCCAUUCUACAGAGACAGGUGAAGUCCGCAGAGCUCAGCCCAUCAGGUCCUCGCAGCUUCAGCCAGGUUCGACUGAAGCCCCCGAUUGGCCAAAGGGCUACGGAUCAUUGCUCCGCUUCCCUUUUGGCAUUUCUGACAUGAAGACCUUGAAGGAAGUGGCCCGGGAGCUCUGGGCACCAGAAGGGACUGCAGCUGAUAUCGAGGAUGAGGUGUCGUCCCUCGGGUUCCGGCAGCAAAAGGGGAUGAGGUGUUCCUCCGAAAUGGUUGGCACCCACCCCGUUGGCGGUGUUAGUGUGCGGUGGUCUGUUGCGCUGUGGGAAUCAGCCCAGCAGUGGUGCUUAGAGAGUGUGGAGUGUACCGGCAUCAUGCUGUAUGUUGGCUCCAACACGAUGAACUGUCACUCCUGGUGUGGUAGACCUCAAUUCUGCAGUGGGCGGAUCGAUGCCAAAGCGCUUGAUGGAGUUAGGCUCCAAGUGUGUGGUGGGCGGACCCGGGCGACCAUCGCAGAACUCCAACUCCGCUAUGAGCCCAAGAUGCCGACAGAUGCACAGCUCACAAGAAGCUUUACAAGGUGUGUGGAGUCUUCUUUGUCCACAGCAAAACCCCCUCCACGGCUUCGCCGCAAGCUGCAAGACAUCGGGGAGCAGCGUGUCCUGAAAGCAGGAAUGACGCGGCUCUGCUCGCAGCUCACGUGCGGACUCACGAGCCAGGAGCUCUGCCAGCUUCCGCAGCGGACGGGCGGGAGCCAGCUCUUCAUGACCCCAUCCUUCUACCAGCGCCUACUUCGUGGUGAGACAGAACUCAAGAUCUUGCUCGAAGGCGACGUUGCUGCUGCUCAGUCAGACUUGAGGCAUCUUCGCCUGGAGCAGCUGCUAAGCAUCCGAGUCGCAACGUUGGAUUGGGCCACAGAAUCUCAUUCGCACAAUGCACAUACGAACUUCCUCAUGUCCUUGGAUACACAUCUUUUCGAACGGCUCUCUCGUGAAUUUCUCUGCAUGGCGCAGGAGCCCGCGCCAAAGCCAGCAUUGCAUGCACUAGGUCUUCGCAUUGCCCUAGUGGUCGGUGCCGGGGAGGUCAUCGCCCAGGGUUGGGGCCAGCAGCCUGUCAACAGAGCUUCAGGGGCCUUGCCCCCUGUGCCCGAGGUCUGGGCAUUGCCCCUAGGUUCGGAUUGGACCGCUGCGCGAGUCGCGCUGUUCCAUACCAGGGACCUAUGGCUGAAAGUCUGCUCUGGCGAUGUGCAGAGGGUGCAGGAAAUUGCAGCUGGCCAGAAAGUUGCAAUCUUCACUGACCGCUCAGUGGGACUUGGCAAGGAUCGGGUUCUACACUGGGACAUUGCCGUUUUGGAUCCUUCGUUUGAGGACAUCAUGGACGAGAUCAAACAGCAAGAUCAGGCAUCUGCUGAGCAGAAAAGAAUCUGCUCGGAGCUCACAACUGUGCUCAAGAAGCGGAUGUCUGGCCGCGCGAAGGAGUUGGGCCUUGCGGAGCCGGAUGAGGUACUAGAACUGGCUUUGCAGCGUCAAGCUGAGGAGCGGCACGGUGGCGUGGCCAUGCCAAAAUCCUCUGCGACCUCGCAGGAGGUGGCUGACGCUCCAGAGGCUGAGCCUCCUAAGGAGUUCAGCACGCCGGAGCGAACCUUCCAGCACGCAACCAGCAAGGCUCAGGACGUAACGCCUCCUCGACCUUGCAGGCUCUCCAUUUCCAAGACGACUACAGAGUCUGAAAACAAGGCUCCGGUCCUGGGCUACCCAGCGGAACCAACGAAGCCCCAUGAUGAGGAUGGCUGCUUCAGCGCAUUCUUGUCUUGCGGAAGGCGAUGA